This is a messenger RNA of Trichomycterus rosablanca, 1330 nucleotides long. Its product is annotated as vitelline membrane outer layer protein 1-like. The record is from RefSeq and is a predicted model, not a curated record. Bases 76 to 708 code for a protein of 210 amino acids. Lineage: Eukaryota; Metazoa; Chordata; Actinopteri; Siluriformes; Trichomycteridae. The transcript has 5 exons.
UGAUGGGAUUUAUGUGGUAAAUAACACUGAAGUAAGACUGAAACAAGAGGAAUACACUGUACUGAGGCUGUAGCGAUGUGUCGACUAGUUUAUUUCACUUUCAUUGUGUUUCUAGCUUUGUUAGAAGGGCAUGUUCAGGGUAGAAGAACUCAGAGGAGCAUUGAUAGACCAUUUGCGUCAGUGUUAACUGUGGAUAAUGGACAACGCUGGGGAACAUGGGGCCUUAAAGAAAUGUGUCCGGCUGGUUUCUACGCUGCAGGGUUCAGCCUAAAGGUUGCAGGUUAUUGGGAAUCUCUGCUCGUUGGUGAUAACACUGCACUUAACGGAAUUCGCCUUCAUUGUGUUAACUCAGCUCAAGGCACAUCAGCACCCUACACUGACUACGCCACGGUACAAUCAGACACUGCAAGCUGGGGUUCAUGGACAGAUAUUAAGUGGUGUAAAUCUGGAAUGCUGGAGAGUUUUCAGCUACGUGUAGAACCUUUCCAAGGAGUCUGGGACGAUACGGCAGCAAAUAAUAUCAAGUUUAAAUGCAGUGGAUCUAGUGAGGAGAUUAAAGGUUCUGGGACGUCAUGGGGUGACUGGGGCUCCUGGAGUCACACCUGUUCAGGAAAGGGCAUCUGUGGCAUCCAGACAAUUGUGGAGGAACCACGAGGGUUGGCAGAUGACACGGCUCUUAAUGACGUGCGAUUCUAUUGCUGUGAUUAAGGGACUGAUGACUUUUCCUGUAAACCGACGUGUACUGAAAUAAAACUGAAAGUAAAAACCUGAAAAUCGAACCAACUGUACCAACUACACAUGGCCCUGCUUUAUUCCCCAUGUAUAUGUUUUUAAACAUGCAAUAAAGCUAUAAAUGUAUGUUUAUCUAUAACCUCCCAUUAAUUAAGGCUUUCUUGACCAACAUUAGUUCCCAGCCAUACAAAUGCUGUAAUCUUUUGACUGAAUGGGCACAAAUUCCCACAGACAUACUUCAGUCUUGUAAGUUUUGUAAGAGGAUUUCUCAGAAUAGUGAUUGUAAAAAUCACACAGAGGUCACUCUAUUUUAAUACCAUUUGUUUUUGAAAUAGGAUGACAAGCUCAUGAUCAGGUGUCCAAAUACUGCCAUAUAGUGCAUUUAAACAAUUACGUUGGCCUUAAUUUUGGAUUUGCAUUUCAUGAUUUGUGGUAAUUUUUACUAAUAAUUUAUAAUUCAUAUAUGUACCCAUAUGUUCCACAAAAGUAUUCAGUGGUGGAACAGUUUUAGUUUCAAUUCUCAAACAGUUUUUUAUGGUGUCUGGGUGUGUGUGUGUGGGUGUGUUGAUAUGCUUAAUAAAAAACUACAAUAAAGUAA